AUGGAUAAUUUGCUCACACAAAAGACGCCUACAGGCAUGGUGGUUGCUCAGACUGUAGGUAUUACAGCAAGCAUGUUUUUAUUCGGAAGUAACACAUGCCUCUCCGUUGUGGGUAUACACACGGCCAUGGAAGCGCCUGCUCCCCUUGCCGUCAAGCAAUGGUACUCCAUCUUUACCCGAGGCGGAGCAAUUGCCCGCCCACUGGCUAUCCUUUCGGCUCUGGCAACGGGAUAUGUUGCUUACAACCAAGACCCCAGCUCGACGGCUUUCCGUCUGAACCUUGCUUCUACCAUUCUUCUUCCCAGUAUUGUACCUUUUACACUCCUCGUCAUUGCGCCCACAAAUGCCAAGCUCAUGGCUAAGAAAGAAAAGCUUGAAUCCGCCUCGCUGGAGGACAAAGCUGUCGAGGCAAAUGUUGCCCAAGGCGAGACGGUGCAUGAGCUGAUGGAUCGGUGGGCCACGCUCAACAUGGCGAGAACUCUGCUGGUAGGCGUGGGUGCUGUAUGUACUGUGCUUGCAGCAGCGAGCAAGAGAGAAGUCGUGAGAUUUGGGGGCAUGGCCAUCAAGAGCGGAGCAAACAGGUUAUGA
This is a messenger RNA of Bipolaris zeicola 26-R-13, 588 nucleotides long. RefSeq lists its product as uncharacterized. The transcript is spliced from 3 exons. Bases 1 to 588 code for a protein of 195 amino acids. The record is from RefSeq and is a predicted model, not a curated record. Lineage: Eukaryota; Fungi; Ascomycota; Dothideomycetes; Pleosporales; Pleosporaceae.